GGGAGCGGGCGGGGGACGAGGAGCCAUGUCGAAGCGGCUCCGGAGCAGCGACGUGUGCGCGGACUGCAGCGGGCCGGAUCCUUCCUGGGCAUCGGUCAACCGGGGGACGUUCGUCUGUGAUGAAUGCUGCAGCGUCCAUCGCAGCCUGGGCCGGCACAUCUCGCAGGUGCGGCACCUGAGACACGCGCCCUGGCCCCCGACACUGCUUCAGAUGGUCGAAACCCUGUACAAUAAUGGUGCUAAUUCUAUCUGGGAACACUGUCUGCUGGACCCUGCCUCCAUGAUGAGCGGAAGACGAAAAGCCAGUCCGCAGGAUAAAGUGCACCCUAAUAAAGCCGAAUUCAUCAGAGCCAAGUAUCAGAUGUUGGCCUUUGUGCAUCGCUUGCCAUGCAGAGAGGACGACAGCGUGACAUCCAAAGAUCUCAGCAAGCAACUUCAUUCGAGCGUGAGGACCGGCAAUCUGGAAACCUGUUUGCGGCUGUUAUCUCUGGGCGCACAAGCCAACUUCUUCCACCCGGAGAAAGGAAACACCCCCCUGCACGUGGCCUCGAAAGCCGGGCAGAUCUUACAGGCAGAAUUACUGGCUGUCUACGGAGCAGACCCUGGCACCCAGGAUGCCAGCGGGAAAACGCCCGUUGAUUAUGCGAGGCAAGGAGGUCACCAUGAGCUGGCAGAGCGCCUGGUGGAAAUCCAGUACGAGCUGACGGACAGACUCGCCUUCUAUCUCUGCGGCCGGAAACCAGAUCACAGGAACGGACAACACUUUAUCAUACCUCAGAUGGCAGACAGCAGCCUGGAUUUGUCUGAAUUAGCAAAAGCUGCGAAGAAGAAACUUCAGUCUCUGAGCAAUCAUUUGUUUGAAGAACUUGCCAUGGACGUGUACGAUGAGGUCGACCGGAGAGAGACCGAUGCAGUCUGGCUUGCCACGCAGAACCAUAGCACGCUGGUCACCGAGACAACUGUCGUCCCCUUCCUUCCGGUCAACCCCGAGUACUCGUCCACGAGGAACCAGGGCCGGCAGAAAUUAGCCCGGUUUAACGCUCACGAAUUUGCCACGCUGGUUAUCGACAUACUGAGCGAUGCCAAGAGGAGGCAGCACGGAGGGCCUCGCCUGGGUUCCAAAGACAACGUGGAACUCAUUCUGAAAACCAUCAGUAACCAGCACAGCGUUGAGACUCACGACAACGACCAGCCGGACUACGACAGCGUGGCAUCAGAUGAGGACACGGAUUUGGACGCCGGCAAGGCCAGCAGGCAGAAGAGCCUAGACUCAGAUUUAUCAGACGGACCAGUCACUGUGCAGGAGUUUAUGGAGGUCAAAAACGCCCUAGUAACCUCUGAGGCCAAGAUACAGCAGCUAAUGACGGUGAAUAACAACUUGAGUGACGAGCUGAGAAUUAUGCAGAAAAAGCUUCUAACACUCCAGAGCGAGAAUUCCAAUCUCAGGAAACAGGCCACCACCACCGUGUACCCUGUGCCGAAGGGGUCCGAGUACACAGACGUCUCCAAACACUCAUCCCUCAAGCGGCGUCCAUCCGCCCGGGGCAGCCGGCCCAUGUCCAUGUACGAGACAGGAUCGGGCCAGAAACCGUAUCUCCCCCUGGGUGAAGGGGACCAGCCCGAAGAAAGCAGGACGCGGCUGCAGCCUUUCCCCACACAUAUUGGGAGGAGUGUACUUGUGACCUCCUCUUCGUCUCUGCCCUCCUUCCCCUCCACACUGUCCUGGUCGAGGGACGAAAGCGCCCGAAGGGGAUCCCGGCUGGAGAAGCAGAACAGCACACCUGAGAGUGACUAUGACAACACCUCCCACGACACAGAGCCCGAGGACUCAGGGUCUGUCCCAAAGGGUCGGCAGAGGAGUCUGAUGUGGCAGAGUGACAGCUCGGCCUCUGAUGUGGCAGAACUCCACCUGGGCCCCAGCCCCGGACUCCCCAGCACUGAAGACGUCAUCCGGAAAACCGAGCAGAUCACCAAGAACAUUCAGGAGCUCCUGAGGGCGGCUCAGGAAAACAAACACGAUAGUUAUAUUCCCUGUUCAGAGAGGAUACACGUAGCUGUUAGUGAAAUGGCAGCAUUAUUCCCCAAAAAAGCCAAGUCGGAGCUGGUGAGGACGUCUCUCCGCUUGCUCACGGCCAGUGCCUACCGGCUGCAGACUGAGUGCAGGAAGGCCAUCCCGGGGGACCUGGGCCCGCCAGCGGACAUCCAGCUGGUCACGCAGCAGGUCAUCCAGUGCGCCUAUGACAUUGCCAAGGCCGCCAAGCAGCUGGUGACUGUCACCACCAAAGAGAACACCAAUUGAGCGGAGGCCGCCCGGCCCUUCCUGCGCCCCCAGCCCCAGCCAGCUCGAGACCCACGUCCAGAUCCCAGACACGGGGAUGCCCUUGGGUUUCCACGGAAACGCACGUCCAGUGGAACCUUUUCAGACGUUGUCAGAGAAAGCUCAGUAUUAUUUUUUUGCAUGUUUUCUAACGACUAUCUUUCAGUGGUCGAUUUAACCCACUUGCCUUAUUCUUGUGCCAGUUUUCCCAGUUAACUCCCUCCUGUUCUCUCAGACGGCUGCACGGGUC
Molecule: messenger RNA, 2567 nt
Organism: Suncus etruscus (white-toothed pygmy shrew)
Lineage: Eukaryota; Metazoa; Chordata; Mammalia; Eulipotyphla; Soricidae
Gene: GIT2
Product: GIT ArfGAP 2
Exons: 20
Coding region: 26-2299 (757 amino acids)
Biological process (GO): regulation of ARF protein signal transduction; brain development
Molecular function (GO): GTPase activator activity; protein binding
Source: RefSeq, a predicted model, not a curated record